Molecule: messenger RNA, 903 nt
Organism: Coffea eugenioides
Lineage: Eukaryota; Viridiplantae; Streptophyta; Magnoliopsida; Gentianales; Rubiaceae
Product: nucleolar and coiled-body phosphoprotein 1-like
Exons: 4
Coding region: 1-903 (300 amino acids)
Source: RefSeq, a predicted model, not a curated record
AUGGUUAGAAUCAGAGGAGGAUCUACUAGUGCCGGACGGUCUUUUAGACUUAGAGAUGAGAACAUUAAAUUUGUGAAACCGUCUACCAAAGCACCUAAAAAGAAGAUUGUGACCCGUGGUGGUAAAGUGAAGCAAACUGCCCAAAGAAAAAGGGUUUCUCCAACUGCUGAACCAUCUGAUGAGCAGAUGGAAGAGCAAAACUCUAAAGAAAACACAAAUGAAAGAAACAUUGCUGAGAAUCAGCAAACACCUGAACCCUUCACCAAGAAAUCUCCAAGGACAAGGACUGAGGCUCAAAAUAUUGGGUCAUCUGCCACACAAACCUCGAAAAGGAAACGUUCUGCGAAGGAUCCAUUAUCUCAGCCGUUUCUGCUCAAAAUUAGCACUGACAGUCGUAGGAAGCUCUCUUAUGGCAAAUUUCUGACCCCUAUCUUUGCCCAUUUUGAAAUACCUUUUUCUGAAAAAUCACCCAAAGACAGUGCUUCAACAGUUUUCUCAAAAGCUUAUUUUGAAAGAAAGAACUUAAGAUUUUUUGAUGGCCAUUGGUGCUAUAAGGAGACUGUGGCUGAGUCUAGAAGGAAAAACUUUCAUGAAACCCCUGUCACUCCUAGGACUCCUCGUGAUCAGUCAGACUAUGUCUCUCCUUUCACCAUUCAUCCUAGAAAGUCUGCCAGCAAGUCCCUCUCUUCCAAUUCUGAGAAAGAGCCAAGACCUGAGCCCACAGGGCCAACUACUGGUACUGAGGCCACACCAGCUUCCAGCUCUCAGCCCAAGGAUAAAGGCAAGGCUCCAGCUACUGAGGAGGCAUAUGAAGAAGACGAUGAAGAAACUGAGGAAGAAGUGGCUCCUGAACAGUUUCGUCUGGCCAGGAGGAGGCCUGGAUCAUCUAAAAUCACUAUCUAG